Columba livia (rock pigeon) is the source of this 4586-nucleotide messenger RNA. RefSeq names its product G protein-coupled receptor 161 (gene GPR161). Lineage: Eukaryota; Metazoa; Chordata; Aves; Columbiformes; Columbidae. The record is from RefSeq and is a predicted model, not a curated record. Bases 444 to 2093 code for a protein of 549 amino acids. The transcript has 8 exons. Gene Ontology annotation, molecular function: G protein-coupled receptor activity. Gene Ontology annotation, cellular component: plasma membrane; recycling endosome. Gene Ontology annotation, biological process: G protein-coupled receptor signaling pathway.
GGGAGAGGGGGCAGGGGCACGGCCAUGGCGGGGGAGGGUCGGGCCGCGGCUUGAGGCCUCUCUACUGGCGGCUGCUGCGGGGGGUCCACGGCGCUGUAACCCGAAACCUCCCGCUCUGGCGGCGGCGGCGGCGGGCGGAAAGCACAGAUAAAAAUGGAAAAAACGUGGCUCUCCAGCCUGACAUUACUGCCUGAGGCCACAGCAGCUGUGCGGAUGGAAGCAUUUCUCCUAGAUGAAGGGACUGAGUGAGAUGUACAGCUGGCAAGUAUGGCUUAGAAACAAGCUUGGCAUUGUCAUUGACCUCUUUGGUGUACCCAUAGGCAAUUUCCUGCCCCUUCACUUUACCGUCUAAAAUGGUUUCCUGCAUCCUACAGGUAAAUUUUAAUUAACAGAGACAAAAGGGCCUCCAGUUUUUUGAGAGAGUUUGAAGAAGUCCUGCCUGAAUGUUUCUGAGCGUUGUUCUGCUUCUCGCUGCUCAGCAUGUCUUGGCUGCUCCAGCUCUGCACGCUCUGACCAUGAGCGGCAAUUCCUCCCUCAGCAACGUGAAGGUCUUGAGGAACCUCACCACGCCGGAAGACGGGGCAGUCAGAGUCACAGAGUCCAUUGCUAUAAUUGUCAUCGCUAUUUUCAUCUGUUUGGGCAACCUGGUGAUUGUUGUCACCCUCUAUCGGAAGUCUUACCUUCUCACGUUGAGCAACAAGUUUGUGUUCAGCCUGACCCUCUCCAACUUUCUGCUCUCUGUACUGGUGCUGCCUUUUGUUGUCACCAGCUCCAUCAGGCGAGAAUGGAUUUUUGGAGUUGUUUGGUGCAAUUUCUCAGCGCUGCUCUACAUGCUGAUCAGCUCAGCCAGCAUGCUGACUCUUGGACUCAUAGCUAUAGACAGGUACUAUGCUGUCCUGUACCCGAUGGUUUACCCAAUGAAGAUAACAGGCAACAGAGCAGUGGUAGCUCUUGUGUACGUGUGGCUACAUUCCCUCAUCGGCUGCCUCCCUCCCCUUUUUGGCUGGUCAUCUUUGGAGUUCGACCAGUUCAAGUGGAUGUGUGUGGCGGCCUGGCAUAAAGAGGCUGGCUACACUGCCUUCUGGCAGAUCUGGUGUGCCUUGCUGCCUUUCAUGGUCAUGAUGAUCUGCUAUGGAUUCAUAUUCCGCGUGGCAAGGAUUAAGGCCCGUAAAAUCCACUGUGGUAGUGUCGUCAUUGUGGAGGAGGACUCCCAGAGGAAUGGGAGGAAGAACUCCAGCACCUCCACAUCUUCUUCUGGCAGCCGAAGGAACGCUUUCCAAGGGGUUGUCUACUCAGCCAACCAGUGCAAAGCUUUCAUAACCAUCUUGGUUGUCAUCGGUGCUUUCGUGAUUACAUGGGGGCCUUACAUGGUAGUAAUUACAUCAGAGGCGCUUUGGGGUAAAAAUAGUAUUUCCCCUGCCGUGGAGACAUUGGCUACGUGGUUGUCCUUUUCCAGUGCCAUUUGCCACCCACUGAUUUAUGGACUGUGGAACAAGACGGUGCGCAAGGAACUAUUAGGAAUGUGCUUUGGGGAUCGGUAUUAUCGUGAGCCCUUUGUUCAGCGGCAUAGGACGUCGAGGUUAUUCAGCAUUUCCAAUAGGAUCACAGAUUUGGGACUAUCUCCUCAUCUCACUGCCCUCAUGGCAGGUGGACGGCCAUUAGGAAACAGCAGCAGCACAGGAGAGACAGGUUUCAGCUGCUCACAGGACUCAGGAACCGAGACAAUGCUUCUUGAAGAUUAUAGCUCAGAUGGCCUUCAUGUGCCGCACUGCAUUUAUCCUCCUCGAAGGAGGAGUUCGGUGACUUUUGAAGAUGAAGUAGAGCAAAUUAAAGGUGGGUUUAGGGAAGCGGCAAAUAAUUCUGUUCUUCAUGUAAAAGCUGAAGUCCAUAAAUCUCUGGACAGUUACGCAUCUAGUUUAGCAAGAGCUAUUGAAGCUGAUGUGAAAAUCAGCUUGUUUGGGGAAAGCGCGUUACCAGGAGCUCUGUUCCCUGUGCGGACUCUGCCUGGAAGCAGCAUGAACACACGGCGUGGCAUCAGGCCCCAUGCUAGCCAAAGACUUCAGUUGCAGAGCAUCGAUGAAGGGGGUAUUUGACAGGAGCACUGAAGUAAGAAAACACAAUGAAACCACUAAGUGGGACCUACUACAGCUGUUAGUGUUUCAACAGAACCAGGAUACUUUGUCAGGAUGUUUUUGGUGUUUUUUUCAACACUUGAAAAACAGCUCGAUUCUGGUACUUAUAUCAGCAUUUUACAGCAGUAUUUGUUUACGGUUUAGGGGUGCUAUUGAUUUUUUUGUGCUAUGUCUUAAAUCUAUCACACAGCGCAUAGGAGUGCAGGGUUUGGUGUCAUCGACCAGAUCAUUGAAUCUUGGGUCCAGUACUGGCCAAAGACGAUACAGAAAUCUAAAAGGGAAAGUAUGUGCAGUGUUACAUUCCUUAAUGCAUUGAUCUGUUUCUGACCAGCGGGAUGAUCAGUUUACACUCGAUAGCUGGAGUGCAUGGGCAGGAGGUGGUGCAUUGGAUACUACACACGGCCUUACUGUCACAAACUCCAUAAUGAUGGAGCAUGAACUUCACUGAGGGACAAAACCUGAACUUUUCAGGGGGCUCAUGCAGAUUAUGGUCCUCCUUACCCUUGCUAGCAGGUAUUUCUAGCUGUUUAGCCAUGAGAAUGCUAGAGCUGAAACUGGAUUGUGCAUUGCUUCUGUGUUAUGACACACCAGCUUCACUGGAUGUAGUGGGUGGGAGCAGACCUGUCCUGGAAAUACCACAGAGAAGGUAUUUGAGGACAUCAUCAAUGUAGAGUUCUUCAAUGCAGAGAACUUCAGUUCACUUCCCCGGUUUUGCUUUCACUAAAAGGGCGCGCUAUGGCUCUGAUAAGCUUGAAAGGAUAUAAAUAAGGUGUUACCACUUCAGUGACAGAUUCAGGAUUUAUGUUGUCUAGAGAGAAAAGUUCUACAAGUUUCUUACUUUUUUAAUCAGGAGGGAAUGUAGUAUUUAAACUCAUUACCUCAAUGCAUAUAUUUCUUGGCGUAUUAAUUCAGUAAUCUCUAAAAUAAGAACAUUGGGGACUUCGUAUUGCACUUUGCAUAUUCUUCAGCACUGUACAGACAUUGCCUUGUCAGGCCUUUGUGAGAGGGCUGGUCAGCCCUGCUUGCCAAGGAAGGGGAGCCCAGCAACAGCUGAGCUGCUGGCAGUGAAACAAGCUGCAAAGGUGGAAAGGUUUUUGGUGACGAGAGAUGAGGUGGAUCAUACAAGCAUGCCCGGCUUGAAGUGCCUUUUUGUGCCUUCCUGGCCUGGCCCCUUCCAUACUUUGUGGGGGUUACAGCCCUGCCUUACUGCUCAUUUCAAAGAGAGGGAGGCAUAAGUAAGAUAAUUUCUUGGAUGUGCGUCAGUAGCAAAUGGACUUAAGGACCGAGGAUUUGUGUGUGUUUGCGCUGUGUCUGCUUCCCCCAUACUUCCACCUUUCCUCAGCAGCAGUUUGUGUGGGUUUUUGCUGCAGACUGGGGCAGGAUGUUUCCAUCUCGGCAAAAACUGUGUGUUCACUUGUUAAAUUAUGGCUGUGUGUGACUAACUUGGAAGCACAGAAGGAAACUGUUUUGGAGGCAGAGCCUCAGUCCAGUACUGUAUUUAGACAUCCUAUUUGUCUGUGUUCCCAACUCAGAAAUAUAUUUCAGCACAAGCUGAUGUCCAUCUCUGGACAAAGCCACUAGACUUCAUGAACUAGUCUGAAUCCCUUUACAUUCCUAUGCAAGGUUUAACUACAUGCUUAAAAUUCAGUACAUGGUUUGCUGAUUAAGAACAGGCUCUUAAAGCAAGAACACUUAAGCACCCGUAAGGUGGCUCUUUGCAUAAUGCAGGAGUGAAAUUACUAAUAAUGGUGAGGUCUUCUCUUCUGUAUUUUUUGCUUCUAGUGUGUUAGAGAAAUUGGCACCUGUGGGCACUCAUUUAAAAAAAAAAAAACCAAAAAUUAAAAAUCCCAGUAUUUGCCAGGAAAUGCCCUGCACUGGAGUCAUUAUUGCUAUAAUUAUCAUUACAAUCACAUUUGCUCCUUGUACUCAGCACUCCUUAAGGUAUAGAUUUGCCUGAAGUAGCUUGAACUAUUUUAUCUGUGUCCCUUUUAUUUCAUAUUCCUGCUGCAAAACAAGUGAAGUUGUUGCUGAGUGUGAAAAGGGCACACAUCAGUAUGAGUGCAUUGUGGUGGAGUUAAGUCAGUGCUAGCCCAAAACUGCGUAUAUUUAGGAGGAAGAAUUCCAAGGCGCAUGUGAAAGCACAGAACUGUUAGUAUUGUUUAAAAAGCACGUUUUUCACAAAGGUACUGAGCCAAAUUCAGCCUUCAGGCAGGUUGGUGGAGUUGCAUCAGUUUACAUUGUGACUGAAUUUGGCUGCCAGUGUUAGUUUCACUAAUUGUUAUUUAGUGUAAAUGUUGUUAGUAUUUUUGUACACGCAUUAUAACAUUUCCAUAAUUCUGUUCUUACCAGAGUUAUCUCACUUGAAUUUUCAUUAACAAAAGCAGUAAUUAAGAAAUGCACACAUUUCGUAAAAAAUGUAUUCUUUAUGUUAAAUACAAAAAAAAAAAAAAUUCA